This is a messenger RNA of Neospora caninum, 1290 nucleotides long. Its product is annotated as putative peptidase family M48 domain-containing protein. Gene Ontology annotation, molecular function: metalloendopeptidase activity. NCBI's taxonomy places the organism in Eukaryota, Apicomplexa, Conoidasida, Eucoccidiorida, Sarcocystidae. Gene Ontology annotation, cellular component: endoplasmic reticulum membrane. Bases 1 to 1290 code for a protein of 429 amino acids. Gene Ontology annotation, biological process: CAAX-box protein processing. The record is from RefSeq and is a predicted model, not a curated record. The transcript is spliced from 6 exons.
AUGGGGCUGCUGACGCUCCCUCACUGGUUUUCGAACGUGCCUUGGCUGCACGUGUAUCUGGGGUUCUCCCUCUCGGUCGAGUGCUUCGAGCAGUACUUGAACACUCGGCAGCUGAAAAGGUACGACGCCCCGAAACCGCCUGCGAAGCUGGCGCACCUCGUGACGGAGGAGGAGUACGCCAAAAGCAACGCGUACAACAAAGACAAGAUGCGCUUCGGCAUCUUCUCGUCGCUUUUUCAGACGUCCAUCUCGCUCAUCUCCACUGCCUGCUUCCUCGGCCCGUACUUGUGGCGGCUGGCCGGAACGCUCGUCGGAAAGAAUGGAAACGAAUACACGCAGUCCCUCGUCGACCUCGCCCUCAGCGCGGUGAUCGGCGAGUGUAUCUCCACCCCCUUCCAGCUGUACGGGGACUUUGUCGUCGAGGAAAAACACGGCUUCAACAAAAAAACGCUCGCCCUCUUUUUCAAAGACAAACUCCUCAGCCUCGGCUUGACGAGUCUCAUCGGCGGACCCGUCGCCUACGCCGCCAUCUGGCUGAUCAAUGUCUCCGUUCUGACGCAGCUCUGGGGCUUCUCGGUGGCAACGGUCAUUGCGAUGAUGUUCAUCUACCCGAAUCUGAUUGCGCCGCUCUUCAACAAAUUCGAGCCUCUGAAGGACGAAGAGCUCCGAGGCAAAAUCUGCGACUUGGCAAAGAAGCUGGAUUUCCCCCUCACAAAAUUGUACGAAAUGGACAACUCCAAGCGCUCGGGACACAGCAACGCGUAUUUCUACGGCUUCUGGUGGUCAAAGCGAAUCGUUCUUUACGACACUCUCCUCCAUCUGCCUCACGACCAAAUCCUCGCAAUUCUCGGUCACGAGAUGGGACACUGGAAGAAGAACCACACAACAAAAAUGAUGGCCGUGAAUUUCCUCCAGCUGUUCUGCACCCUUUACCUCUUUGGACUCGUCAUGGGAAGCGACGCUCUCUUUGACAGCUUCGGCUACACAGACACCCGCGCCUCCGUCGUCGGCCUCAAACUCUUCAGCAACAUCUUCCUGCCUGUGAACACCUUGAUUUCGCUUAUGAUGACGAUUUACUCCCGAAAAAACGAGUUCGAAGCGGAUGCAUUCGCCUGCGAACUGGGGUACUCGGAGCCUCUCAAGCAAGGCUUGGUCGCCAUUCACGCCGAAAACAAAUCGUGCCUUGACCCUGAUCCCUGGUUCUCCUUUUGGCACUACAGCCACCCGCCCCUCUUGGAGCGUCUUCGCGCGAUCGAAGCGAUCCAAGAGAAGGAAGAGAAGGAAAAUUGA